This is a messenger RNA of Neurospora tetraspora, 2187 nucleotides long. RefSeq lists its product as uncharacterized. The record is from RefSeq and is a predicted model, not a curated record. NCBI's taxonomy places the organism in Eukaryota, Fungi, Ascomycota, Sordariomycetes, Sordariales, Sordariaceae. The coding region runs from base 1 to 2187 and encodes 728 amino acids. The transcript has 3 exons.
AUGAGCGGGGAUCAGCUGGCUUGCAGCAGCUUUGGUGACCAAACCGCUCAGCCGCCUACACCUACCCGAACCCCGAUCUCCAACACCUCCUCGAGCCCACUCUUACACACGCCCAAGGCCAACAGGAACUACGCUGAAGAAACGGCGGGCUGGACUCCUGGGUUUGCCAAGGAGUAUUCCCUCUUCAUCAACACACCAGGAUACCCCAGAGAAGAAGAAGGUCCAUCUGAAGAGUUUGGCUCGAAGAAACCGGCCAUCUCAUCGUCUGGCCAGAAGGGGUCGCUGUCAGCGGACCGAGUUGCUGCGGGACUGACUGCUUCUGCGAACCCCUCCUCCUCAUAUCCAGCACAGCUACUGCCUCCGGUAGAGCCAUUGGUUGGUUUAAGCCUGCCCCGAGAGCCAUUGGUCGCAUCGAGCUUCAACAGUCUGGCGUUCUUGAACCAACUGCCUCACCCUGCGCAAACCAGCUCGGCCCAAAAGAUCUUGCUCGAUACCGUUGAUCCAGACCGAGUCCAGACCGUAACACCUCCACCUUCACGUCACAAAGGCGAGCGUAAGCUUGCCACUCGGCUUGACGUCAGCGUUAUGCAAAAUGAUCAGGACUUUGUCCAGCAGGGGUUUUUGGAGACAUCCCAUCAGCCAGACAUGGACAGUUAUGUGACAAACCAAGGCGAUAUGUUUAACUUCCAGCUCACCGGAACCACGACAGGCGAUUUCGCUAACCAGCAACCCUUCUGGGAGACGGAUCCUAGCUUGGAGGGGAUGGAUAUCGACUUCAAUGGUGCGAGCAGCAGCUUGUUUCGACAGGAGCCGCACCCACCAUCCAGGCCCAUGAACUCACUGAACUGGGAAACUUCAACCCCCAACCACUUUAUUCCGGAGAAUGUGCUGGUCAAUGGCGGUCGGGUUGUGUCAGGUGGUGGAAGUGAACAUGUCAUGGUGUCUCAAGCGCCCAUGCAGGCCCUGAUGGCCUCAUCAGCGGAUCAAUCCAUGUAUACUGAUACAUAUGCUACUGCUAUCGAUAACUCCUUUGGGAUAAUCAACACCGGCGUGGACCCGGGCCUGCUCUUCAGUCGGCCGUCAUCUGCUAGUAUGGAUGCCUCCCUUGACGCCGUGGCACAAGGGUCGUCGCGUGGCUCGUCACGUCAGAUUUCUCAGGCCGCCCAGUCGGGAAGCCAAGGUGCGUCAGUUGCAAAGGUGCCUUCGCGCAGUGAGCUACGUCGCUCAGCCAGUGAAAGGGAGAUGGAGCCCCGAAAAAAGGACAAAGUACGAGCUACCUCUCCUGUCAAGCCCAUCGGCCGUCCCGGGCUUGGGAGGAGUCUCAGUGAGAAUAGAGGCAAGAGGCCAGGAAGUCGAGCCAUCUUGCCGGCUUUAGCACCGGCUCCACGUCCACAGUCUCAGUUGUCCAACGGUGCUGGUUUGGGCAUUAGCCGCCCUGUUUUCUCACAGCCCAGUAGGUCAAGUGGCAGGUUAUCGCCGUUAAAGAGCAGCCAUCAACGGCUGCCCAGCCUCACAUCCAUUCCCGAGACGGCGGGCCCGCGAACAAGGACCCAGGCAAAGUUCACCAUCGACGAGAACGGUCGGGCUCGUGUAGAGACGACGCUGGUCGUUGAACGCGACAACCCUCUGGCCGUCCGUAAGCGGACUAGUUCGCAGUCAGUAGGUGGCUGUCGCCGCUGGUGUUCGGAAGAUGACGACGAGUCGUCAACAGACGAUGAGCCGAUCAUCAUCCCCAGCAGAAACACUUCGUUUUCUAUGCCGGACCCCCGCAAAUCGAGGACCGCUGUUAAUUCAUUCAGCCACUCGCAGCCAAACUUCAGUUUUAGUGCGCAAAGCACUACGUCGUUAGGUUCUUUCCGGUCUGGCGGUGGGUUCCAGGGUCUGGACGACGAAAGCGAUGAAGAGAUUCUCUUGAACGAGGUCACUCCGACCAGCAAGAUGUCAGGCGAUGCCGUCAAUGAGCUCCUCAAGCUGCGAGAAAAUCGGAUGAGGCAGAAGCCUUCUCCUUCGAAGAUGAGACGGCUUACGUCUAGCAGCCACAGCAAUAGCACCGGGACGAUUGCGAGCAUGAACUUUGCCAGUCGGUUCACAGCCUCGCCCACAGCACUGACUGAGACGAGUCUGCCCACGCCCUCGUCGUCCGAUGCAACUGCUAGCAUCAGCAAGAUGCGCGCCCGAAUCAUGUGA